ACAGCAGUUUAUAAUGUUUUAGGAAAUGAUUACUAUUGGCCGGAUAUUAAGGAUCAUAUAAAAAAGAAGACUAGAAAUUCUGAGAUUAGCCAAAAAUACAAUAAGAAAACUAGAGGGUGGAUGAAACUUUAUAAGUACGAUUAG
Molecule: messenger RNA, 144 nt
Organism: Vairimorpha ceranae
Lineage: Eukaryota; Fungi; Microsporidia; Nosematidae
Exons: 1
Source: RefSeq, a predicted model, not a curated record